AUGGGUCGCUGGACAGAUGUGGACAGUGACGCUGAGCGACUGCCAGACGGUUUCGAGCGCAUAGGCUAUGACGCUGAUACCCAGACCUACACCUUCCGCGAUGCAUCCGGUCGUGUCUACGAAUCUGAGCCUGGCAACCGCUACGGGGAGCUGCGAGCCACCGGCGAGCGCUCACAGCCCAUAUCUGACGAAGAACGACUCGAGCAACACGAAGCAAUAGAAAAGAACAACAGGAGCGCUGUGCGUAUGAUGUUGCCAUUUGCACUGCUGGUUCUUGUUUUCUUGUUCCUUGUAUUCAAGCUCGUGGACAAGAGCGAGGAUACAUACGUCUCUGCUUGUGGAAAGGGAAAUCGUCAAGCAUACAUCUCCAAAGGCGAUACGUGUUGGGCGCUUGCUGAGGCACAUGGCAUAAGUGUAGAUGAUUUCUUAAGCUUGCGUGGAAAUGAGGGAGUCGACUGUGACAAGUUAAGGAUUGGAUGGGGCAUCUGUGUGCCAACAACACAGUGA
Molecule: messenger RNA, 507 nt
Organism: Alternaria arborescens
Lineage: Eukaryota; Fungi; Ascomycota; Dothideomycetes; Pleosporales; Pleosporaceae
Exons: 2
Coding region: 1-507 (168 amino acids)
Source: RefSeq, a predicted model, not a curated record